AGUCAGCUGAUUUAAAAGAAACCCGGGAAAUGACGUAGAUACCAUUUUGAUUUAUUUUGCUAAUGGAGUGCUAUGGAUUCGCAAUGCUACGAUUUGGACAUGGACAUAAAGGAUGAGGACGAAGAGGAACACCCGCAGGAACACAAGCAGGAGCAAGCGGCAGUGGAAGAUGAAAAUGAUAACACCUCACCUCUAUGGUCCAUUGAAGAUGAUUCGCUCUUUUAUCCCCAAGGAUUGAUCAAUCACACUAACAGUGAUGCGGGCUCCAGUGGGAAAUCUGUGUUCAUCACAUGGAAUGAAUAUUAUUUACUUAAUUAUCGGUUUAAAAAAACAAAAGGCUCACGUAAUGUGAAAAUGACCAAAGUACGGAUACCAUUGCCCAGGAAUGGAGACUCCCAUUUGGUUAGCAUUCACAUGCUAGAGUACAAUUCCAUUUUGCUUAUGUCCGAUGGUCUUAUCUAUUGCUUUGAAUCCAUUAAAUCAUUGCAUCCCAUCAAAUGGUUAAGUGGAGUUCGUUGUUUCUCCAAAACGGGUCAAGGAUUCAGUGUGAUCAGAGAGCAAGACCAGCGUCUCUUCCUGCAGAUCUAUAGGGAUUUGCCCAGCUUAAGCAAGACCGGCAGUACAUUGGAGCACAGCUAUGAUAUAACCUAUGAUGGGCAGAAUAUAUUUCGUUGCGAGUGGAAGACUGAUGAUUAUAACCUGAUGUCAGUCAAGAUUUUGGAAGAACAUGAAAAAUUCAUGCAAUGCCUUUUCGGGGGAGAUCUUAAAAAAGGAGAUGAUUUCCAUAUAUUCAGCAUUAGUGGACAUAUUUUUGUUUUGCUGCCCACUGAGGUGGUUAGACAAGAUGAUGAAUCCCCGUCAGGAGGUGACUAUAAUAUUGAAUUGCUGUGUGUUUAUGUGUCCUCAAUAAGCUUCAUACGCCUUCUGCCUGAAAGAAACUUGUGUUUGAUCUUUCUCAGCAGUGGUGCCAUAGACAUUUGGUAUGUGUCCCAACUGCUGCAAAUUAAACAACGUCAAAUGUAUCAUUUAGGAUCCGAGUGGUUCGAUUGUGAUGCAGACAGUUCAUUUGGUGACUUCUAUUAUACAGAUGGCCAGCAAUUGGUGCGUCUAAGAUUCAAUUAUAAUGCCCAAAUCGAUGAAUUCGAUAUCCAGAAAUGGGCUAAACCCAUACCGGGCAUGCAAUCCUGUACUUGGGUGGAUGCCAUUAGCCAAUUGGUUUGCCUCAGUGAUAAUAAUAUAUUUUAUCGCAUCAGUUUUAGUCUCCAAGAGGAGGAGCGGGAAAGUCAAUUGAAUGGUAAUAGUUCACACCUAAUGAGUGAUCUAACCCCGUUGCUAAUUGAGCAACUGCGUAGAAAUGCUCAAUUGAUGGAGCAAUAUGAACAGGAACCAGCUCGUCUACAGAAAUUAAUUCAAGGCGAACUUGAGAAACAACAAUUGAUAGCUGUGGCCACAAAUAGUCACAUUUAUAGCCAGGAAAUAGAGGCCCAUUUGGAAUACCAUCGAAAUGUGCCACUCUUCAGUGGUGAGACACUACUCCUGCAAUCAUCUCCUAAUGAUUGUCAAUUGCAAAGCUCUAGAAUUUAUGCCAUCAUCAAGUUGAAUCUGAAUUGCCGGCAAUUGAUUCACUCCAACCAUUGGCAAUUGUUAGUCUAUUAUGAUAAUCAUGUUAAUAACCAUAUUAUACCAACCGAACUGAUUCUUCGUAUGCAAUGUCGUGUGGUUAUUCCUUUGAGGAAAUUACAUAAUCAACUUCUACCAAAAUUUACACUAAAGUUAGUGGCUUUUCUGGAACUAAACAAACAAAUCACAUCCGUUUUGCUGCCCAUACGCAUUGAAGAAAGUUGCCUUACCUAUAGUUUACUCUUUAGCGGACAAUUAUUAGCUUUGGAUCUAAGGCCAGAGCUCACCUUGUCACAACUGAUCAAAAAGAAACCAACUGUGGCCACUAUUUCUCAGGAAAUGUCACUAAAAGAGGGAUGCAGUUUGUCUGACAUAUCGAAAUUAUUAAAUGCCGAGAAUAAAAUUGAGGAUAAUACUUUGGUUAUAUAUUUUGUGGACAGUAAAAUAAUCCUUACUCAUACGAAUAAUCAUCUAACACUGGAAAGUGAAGAUGCUUCUGCUAUUUACUACAUCAAAGAGCAGCUUGCAUCAAGUGACAAAACUGAAUGGAUCACUAAAGAUUCUUCAAAAACUACUGAGAUUAUGAAAUUACAAUGUCAAACGGAGCGUUUAUAUGGCACAUUAAGUGAUAAUGGCAUGGAUAUUGAGAGCAAUGUGAGAAUGCGUUUAGAGGCACUACAAACGCAAUAUAAAGCCAUAAGGAAUACAAUUUAUUAGGAUUUGCAUUUUAAAAACUGAUUUGGAUGGGAUUUUAUUUAUUGUUUAGGACGUUUCACAAAAAUUCGUGUUAUUAGUUAACAAAUCACAUUGCAUAUAU
Molecule: messenger RNA, 2437 nt
Organism: Drosophila willistoni
Lineage: Eukaryota; Metazoa; Arthropoda; Insecta; Diptera; Drosophilidae
Exons: 2
Coding region: 73-2337 (754 amino acids)
Source: RefSeq, a predicted model, not a curated record